AAUCGUCACAUAUUCUAUACAACUAACCUACUUUCCCCUAACUAGGCAUUAUACAAUCGCCUCAAAAAUUCAUAGCCAUCUCUCAAAAGAAUGGUGGUUCGUGACUCCACCUGUCUGUCCACCAUUCGUUGGGCCGUCUGGCGUACUGACUUGAAAUUGCAGGUGGUUCGGUUUUUGAAAGGAAAUACCAACAGCAAGGCACGAGAGGAAAGGGACCGAUAUCCAACCAGCUUCAAUUCCAUGGUGAAAUUGUUGAGAUCAUGAAGGCGUGGUGGAGCUUGUGAAAGUUGGAGUCACAGGCCGAUGCGGACGACGUGUACGGAAUGCGAUUGCUGUUGCCGCCAUCAUAUCACUCUCGUCUUCACCGUCGAUCAGUUAAAAUUCUGCAGCGAAUUUAUAUUUAUAUCGCGUACGUAGGUUCUGGUAGGGUAUGGCGAUGAAUGAAGACGUACCGGGCGCUGUGGGGACAGGAGCGAGCUUUGCUUUGAGAUUGGGGCAGGCCGCCUUCUCAACCGCCUCUCUUCUUUUCAUGUCUUUAGGAGUUGAAUUCUAUAGUUACACUGCCUUCUGCUUCUUGGUAACAAUCAUGGGUUUGGUCAUUCCCUGGAGUGUCACUUUGGCACUGGUUGAUGGAUACUCUCUGCUCAUCAAGUGCCCCAUUCGUCAGCUGGGAAUUCUGCUGGUCAUCAUCCUGGGAGAUUGGGCGUUAUCGUUCCUCACCCUGGCGGCAGCUAGCUCCACUGCGGGUGUUGUGGAUCUUCUCUUGAAAACGGAUGAAGCAUUGUGUCCUUCAAAGCUAUGCAAUAGAUAUCAAAUAUCUGCAGCAAUGGCCUUCCUUACAUGGUUUCUUUCCAUGACUUCAUCACUUUCCAAUCUUUGGCUACUUCCUUCCUUGUGAUGAUUGUUAGUUGAUUUUGUACACCUCACUAAUUUACACCCAAAAUGUAUUCUUCUUGCGCACAAACUUUGCAGAAGUCGGGAGAAACUAGGAAAAAAAACAACACACACACAGACAAUUGUAUGUCGAGAUUUUGCCUGGUAACAAGAAAUGGCUCCUAUUAGAUGUCUUUGGGUGCCCAAAAUGCAAAAUCCAUAUGGAUCAUUGUAUAUUUGUACGCAGUCAAAUUAUUCUUGAUUGUUGUAAAGAUACUUUCAAAUCCCCGGUAAACGGCGCCGUUUUAUCAAUCCAAUUGUUCACUUUUCUUUUCGA
Ipomoea nil (Japanese morning glory) is the source of this 1210-nucleotide messenger RNA. Its product is annotated as CASP-like protein 5C1. Gene Ontology annotation, cellular component: membrane. The transcript has 4 exons. NCBI's taxonomy places the organism in Eukaryota, Viridiplantae, Streptophyta, Magnoliopsida, Solanales, Convolvulaceae. Bases 431 to 898 code for a protein of 155 amino acids. The record is from RefSeq and is a predicted model, not a curated record.